AGAGAGAGAGAGAGAGAGGAGAGCUCCAUCAAAAUUGGGAAGAAACCAGAGUUCUGAGCUCUCAAGUGCAGCGGCUUGUGAAAUUUGGCUGAGUUAACUCAGUGAAUGGACAGGCUCUAACUCGCACUAUGCAGAGACCAGGGCCCAAUUGCAAGGCCUGCACAUAAUGAAGCCUGUCUGACUUAACUCCUGGCAAAGACUUGGCCUACCUUUGAAAUUCCAUGGCUUUCUCAAUUGUUAUUUGUUAGAAGGAAGCCACUGAGCUUUGACUUUGAACCCUUUCGGACCAAAUUAUUAAACUAUGAAGAGAAAAUGGAGGGAUCGCCAUCGAAUGAUGUUAUUCUUUACUUCAGAAUUCAGGGGGUUUUUCCAACAACGAAGCAAGGUAGUAUCCAUGUUCCCAGGCCAAUUUAAGCCAUGCAAUCUGCCGCAAAGUUCUUUGUUUCUCUGUAAAAAUGUGAAUUAUCCUGCUUUCCUAGACUUUGGCUUGCCCCUCAUGACGAUGAGACCAAGUAGAGGGUGAGAGUUUUCCACAAUGGCUGUGACAGAGUCAACUAGUUCAACUAACAAAUUCAGGGUUAUUUUUCAUCGACCCCACCUAUUAAAUGAACUGCUCAUCGCAUACUUAAAACCCACAUGAGAACAAAGAGCAGAAGGCACUCAUGUAUCAUGAAAAGACACAAGCUUUGUUGAAAAGUGAGAUCGACAUAAUUAAAAAACCACAAGACAUGGAGCCAGAGACAAAAGUUGCAGCUACCUGCAGACAUGAUGAGCCAAUCACCAACGAAGAUCCUCUAAGUCUAAGCCCGGCAUCCCGUCUGUUUCAUUCCCCGCAGUUCAACUGCUACAUCGUUAUAGUCAUGGGUUUCCAGACAGGAAUCAAUCCAGACGUUGUUAAAGCUGGUUUAAAGGAAACCUUGUAUCAUCAUCCUCGCUUCUCUAGCAAGCUGGAGAACAAGGAUAGCAAAGGUGGAAAGAAGAGAUGGAUCCGAGUAUCGGUAAAUGAAGAAGACCAUGUUUUUGUUCCAAACUUGGAUUCAAAUACAGACCAUCCUGAUCAAUUUGUAGAAGACUACAUUUCAAACCUUACCACAGCACCUCUUGACCUUUCCAAGCCAUUAUGGGAGGUACAUCUCCUCAAUGUUAAAACCUCGUAUGCAGAAGCUGUUGCAGUGUUUCGGCUUCACCAUUCAAUGGGUGAUGGUGCAUCUCUCAUGUCACUUCUUCUAGCGUGUACUAGAAAAACAUCUGACCCAGAUGCAUUGCCUACUGUUCCCACCAAGACUCGGGCGGAUUCUUCAAGUAAUUCGAGCUGGUUCUGGUGGUUCAUAUUGGCUAUUUGGUCUGGAAUAACACUGAUAUGGAACACUUUAGUGGAUAUGAUGCUGUUUAUAGCAACACUUGUAUUUUUGCAAGACACAAAAACUCCUAUCAAAGGUGCCCCUGGUGUUGAGCUCACUGCCAAGCGCUUCGUGCAUCGGACAGUCAGUUUGGAUCACAUAAAGCAAGUGAAGAACGCAAUGGGGAUGACUAUCAAUGAUGUUGUAUUCGGAGUGACACAAGCGGGUCUCUCGCAGUAUCUGAUCCGCAGAUAUGCAGGCCAAAAUGAGAAAGAUGAGGGAUCAAAGCAGAAGAGGAGUAAUCUUCCGAAAAACAUCCGCCUGAGAGCAAAUGUUCUCUCUAAUUUAAGACCAACUGUUGGAAUCCAGGCUCUGGCUGAUAUGAUGGCUAGGAAGUCCAAGGCUAGGUGGGGUAAUAGGUUCGGAUAUAUUCUUAUCCCCUUCACCAUUGCCCUACAAGAUGGUCCACUGGAUUAUGUUCUUCAAGCCAAAGCCGUCAUUGAUCGAAAAAAGCACUCACUUGAAGCUUUCUGCACAUACUUAAUUGCCAACGUUUUAAUCAAAAUUAUAGGAGCUAAGGCUGCUGGAGCUAUAGCGCACAGAGUUAUUUCUCAUUCCACACUAUCAUUCUCAAACUUGGUUGGUCCCCUUGAAGAAAUUAGCUUUUACGGCCAUCCAAUAACUUUCAUGGCUCCUUACGUUUACGGACAUCCUCAUGCAUUGCAUUUGCAUUUCCAAAGCUACGUUGAUAAAAUGACGAUUUGCUUAACCAUCGACCCGGACGUAAUACCCGACCCUAAUAAGUUGUUGGAUGAUUUAGAGGAAUCUCUCAAACUCAUCUGUGAUGCUGUUUUAGACAGAGGGCUCACCAAGGAAGAAGUUGUCUAGGCUGAACUAGUAUGCUGUAUCUCGAUAGAGAAUAGAUGAUCUAAGCUUCUAUUAUGCGCAUGCCCAAGUAUUGGUUUUUUGGAGUUGUUCUGGACCUAAGUGGAAACACAGCUCAAACAGCUGCAUGUGCUGCUGCAAACUCGUGAUUCUUCUUGCUAUUGUGGACUAGGUAGUUGGUUCAACUUAGCUGUGAUGUUUGUCUUUUAGGUAGUUAAUUGAAGCUGUCAUUUUCUUGUAGGGUAAGCUUUGGUAAUGUACUGAAAGAGAGCUUUGCUCAGUUAUGUAAAAUGUUGUUUGAAAUGUGAAAGUAAUUUUCAAGAACACUCCAACUCAA
Messenger RNA from Prunus dulcis (almond), 2562 nucleotides. RefSeq names its product O-acyltransferase WSD1-like. Gene Ontology annotation, biological process: triglyceride biosynthetic process. The coding region runs from base 663 to 2228 and encodes 521 amino acids. Lineage: Eukaryota; Viridiplantae; Streptophyta; Magnoliopsida; Rosales; Rosaceae. Gene Ontology annotation, molecular function: diacylglycerol O-acyltransferase activity; long-chain-alcohol O-fatty-acyltransferase activity. Gene Ontology annotation, cellular component: plasma membrane. The record is from RefSeq and is a predicted model, not a curated record. The transcript has 8 exons.